CUACACGUAAUUAGAAGGGGCUUCCCCGGACAAAUUCCGAGAAUAAAAAAUUUGAAAAUAGAUCGACCAGACUAAAUUUUUGCUCUGAGAAGCGUCGGUGCUUGAAUUUAUCUUGAAUUUUCUCUCAGAGAUUUGAAUACGUUAAUCUAGAAAAAGGAAGAACUAUGUCACAUCAUCUUACAGUGUCAAAACCCGAGCAGAGCUUCCGAGAUAUACAAUAUGAAGGGCUUGAGCCGCAGAAAAGUGCAUCAAAGAAUAACACUUGGUCAACGGUACUUCGCGUCGCAAUUUUUGUGCUCGUUUUGUUUGUUAUUGCCCUUAUUGCCAGGUUUGUGAUUAACAAGGGAUUUCUAUCUAGCAGAGAUGGAGAAAAUGUGACCAGUUCAGUUCUUAGCUGCAGAGAGGAACCAAUUUGUGAUUCCAACGGCGCUUGCUCAGAGAAUCAACAAAAUUGUGUUUGCAACGAAGGUUUCCAAGGGGACGGCUUGUCGUGUGCUGAUAUAGAUGAGUGUAUCACUGAGAUUCACAAUUGUAGUGAGCAUGCAAUUUGCACCAAUUUUUUUGGCUCGCACAAUUGUAGCUGUCUGACAGGAUUCCACGGAGACGGCUGGUCUUGCAAAGACGUCGAUGAGUGCAAGACCAGUUCGACGAACUGUAGCGAUCGAGCAUUUUGCAAUAACACAGAGGGCUCUUAUAAUUGCCUAUGUCUCGAGGGAUUCCAAGGAGNUUAA
This is a messenger RNA of Stylophora pistillata, 731 nucleotides long. RefSeq lists its product as uncharacterized. The record is from RefSeq and is a predicted model, not a curated record. Lineage: Eukaryota; Metazoa; Cnidaria; Anthozoa; Scleractinia; Pocilloporidae.